AUGGCUUCAGCACCGCAAUCUUUCUAUUGCCUCUGGCAGGAAGAGCGCAUCCGUGAGACUCUCUUUGACAUGCUCCCCAAGGAAGACGUCUGCUCCGUCCGCCUGGCCAACUCAGCUUGCUGCAAUUUGGUUACCAAGCGUCUCUUCAUGCGCACCCACCUAGCCUUCACCGCAAACACCUUCACCAAGGCCAGCCGUGUCCAGGCGCUCUCGCGCAUCGGUCACCAUGUGGAGCAUCUCACAUUCUAUCUUGAGCACUCGGAAGCCACCUUUUUGCCGCCUCUCAUCCACCCGCUCACAGGCCGCGAGAUCAGCUUCCUAUACACGCCUCACACGUGCAUGGCCUCCGUGCUUACCCGGCCCAAGUACACCAACUCCGAGCUGGGCGAUGUCCUGACCCAGCAGUACCCGCCGCUCUUCCAUGCCGCCACCAACGUGCCCUCAUUCCUGAAUGCCAUGCAGCACAUGCCCAACAUUCGCCAUUUGACCAUCAAGUGUCCCGGACAGGAUCCCAAGGAGCGCUACCGCCGCAGUAUUGUCGACUACGCGCUCAUCAGCCUGCGCAUCUCCAUUGAGCGGGCGCCGCUGCACAAGCUGUGCAAGCUGUCCCUGUCUGGUGUGCACCCGGCCGCAUUCAACUACCUGCGUCAUGUAUCUGGCUUCGGCAGCCACCCGUCGGCCGCCCGCCGGUGGCGGCAGAUCCGCAAGCUGUAUGUGUCGGUCGAUGCAUGGGAUUUCUAUGGCUCGUCGCCUGGCCUGGAUCACCUCAAGAUCAUGGACGACUUCAUCCGCCACAUGGCGCCGAAUUUGGAAAAAUUCUCCUUCACAUGGCUCGGUGACAAGGGCUGCAGCAGUGGCAGCGGUGUGCGCAAGGGUCCUUGUCCGAUUGCGCUUUCGGGCGAUUCGCUCUUCUCGCCACGGCCUGAAGGCCCCAAGAAGCUUUUCAACGAAGUCACGGGCCCCAUGUCACCCCUGCCCCCUGCGCCCCGGCGGGAACCCAUGCACUUCCCGCACCUGCGGUGUCUCACGAUUCGCAAUGCGGCCAUGAACACACCGCAGCUGCGUGACCUGGUUGACCGGCACAAUCAAAACGUUCGCGAGUUUGACUUUGAAAACGUGUCGCUCGUGGAUGGCGGCAGCUACGAAGAAGCCUUUUCGCGGCUGCUGGACGAGAAAGGCAGCGGUGGCCUGAAGCUGUGGUCCCGCACGCGCAAGGGCGACAGCAAGCCACAGAGCAGCGAUGCCGCGGCGGACGGUGAGGUUGCCGCCCAAAGCUCUUCGAGCUCUUCUAGCUCUUCUGGCUCUUCUCAUAACAAUGGAGCAGGCCAGGGCUCGCCUUCUGGCCACCAGAGCUUCCGCUUUGCGGCAGCAUCGUACACCGGAUCGCUGUCUUCUGCAUCGUCGACCGUCGUGUGUGGGCCUAGUGCCGUUGCGGCGCCAGACGACGUGGAGCUGUCUUCGCCGUCCGCAGCUGUUGCCGCCGUCUCCAGAGAGCUUCUCGACUUGGAGGUGGAAGAUCUCGAAAACUACUUAGGUCUGGGGUCCGAGCUGCCCUUUAUGCUUGACUCGCCGUCGGACGUGUCUGUAUCUGAUGAGGCACAACCCUACAUGCGAGCGCCGCCACCGCCUCCAAUCGAGGAGCUAGACGAGGAACUCGACAGUCAGCUUCUCGAUGACGAAAGGAUUGAGGAUGAUGGCGAAGUGGUCGACGAUGAUGGUGGGCUUGCAUCUGACAUCGCUGCAGCCCAUGAAGCCAGCUUGACCUUUACGACCCAUUUCAAGAAGAGACGCAUUCGCCGGUCGCACAGACGUCACCACUCAGACGGAUACAGCAAGGACACCGAGGAGCGCCGGUCCCGAUCCCACCGCCACCAUGACGGGCACACGCACAGCCAUCACCGCCACUAUUCGGACCAACACGACGACAAAAGCCAUCCUAGAAAGAAAGAGGACCGGCGGCGCGAAACGUCUCGCUCGCACUCGCGCUCCCACUCUUCGCACGGCCGCCGCCGCAAGGGGCGCAAGGACAAGGACUCGCCCAGCUCGUCUGGGUCUGGUUCUGGGUCGCCCAGCACGCCUCCACCUCCGGCCCUGCCGGCCCUGGCUGUGCUGCACCAUCCCUUUGCCCACCGCACACCGCCACCCCAGCCACCUCAACCGCGGCCGGCCAUUGUUGGGCAGGACACAACGGCAGGCAUCGACGACGAUGUCUUCCGUCCGCGUACCGCGCCCGACUCGCCGCUCAUGGCGCCUCUCAACAUCUCGGCACCCAUCCUCGUGCCCAGCCCGCACCCGGUGGUGCUCCAGCCCACCGUGUACGAUCCCUCGGCCACUGUGACGGCGACAGCCAUUGCCGCCGCAACGGUGUCCGGGUUGUCGCGAACCACGUCAUCGUCCUCGUCCUCGUCGGCUCGUGGCCGUCAGGUUUCGGCCGGACCCGUCGAGGAUGACGGCCUGUCGGCCAUCCAGCGCCAGAUUCUCCAAGAAGAAAAGCAGGCCCAAAUGAACCAAACCGAAAAGCGCCAGAUGAUGGCCGACGACGCCGAUGCACGCACAUCGGCGCUCAAAAAGGCCAAGGAGGCUGUGCUGGCCAAGCUGAGCCGCGAGUUCAACCGGCGCAUCGGACGUGAGACGACACAGCUGUCGGCCGCGGCGUCGGCGGCUACCAUGGCAGCAGCGGCGGCGUCGGUGUCGAUGGGCAUGCCCACGAACAAUUACGGGAUACCACAGUCGGGUGGAUCCACAUCCACAUCCACGUCGCAAGACAACCACUACUACCACCACCACCACCACCACCACAACGCGGCUGCCACGGCAACACUGUCGCUUCUUGCCGGUCUCCGUCUCCGGGAGCGGCUGUUUGGCACCGAGUCGAUGACUGCAUCCGCCGCCCCGCACCUGGCGCUGCCGUCGGUGGCCAUGGACCAGUACCAGCACCGCAGCAUGGAGAGCAACUCGGCGGUUGUGCCGUUGAUUUUCAGCCGGGCGUGA
This is a messenger RNA of Sporothrix brasiliensis 5110, 2991 nucleotides long. RefSeq lists its product as uncharacterized. The transcript has a single exon. The coding region runs from base 1 to 2991 and encodes 996 amino acids. Lineage: Eukaryota; Fungi; Ascomycota; Sordariomycetes; Ophiostomatales; Ophiostomataceae. The record is from RefSeq and is a predicted model, not a curated record.